Molecule: messenger RNA, 1065 nt
Organism: Brienomyrus brachyistius
Lineage: Eukaryota; Metazoa; Chordata; Actinopteri; Osteoglossiformes; Mormyridae
Gene: ociad2
Product: OCIA domain containing 2
Exons: 8
Coding region: 503-961 (152 amino acids)
Cellular component (GO): mitochondrial inner membrane
Source: RefSeq, a predicted model, not a curated record
AAAGCAGGUCGCCACAAACCUUUCUGAAUAACUGAAUAAGUUAAGAAACGGUAUUUCAGACUUUAUACACUGCACGCUUGUGUGUAGUUCAUGAAGUUUAAGCGAGAAACUGCGUCAACGUAUCUGCUUAUUUUGCAUUGAAUUUACAAGUUUGCCAUCACUAUCUACUGGAACUCUGGACACACCGUGUAAUACAAGAAAGCAGAAUCAAAAAUAAAAACGGCUUAACAAUUAAUUAGUAAAAUUUUCGAUGUUUAAACGCUGAGGAAAAAAUAUAUGCUUAUCGUGAAAUGCUCCAUUAGGGGGCGCUGAUACCGAUGAUUUUCACAUAAACAUUGUUUGGCACGAGUGACAUCUAUAAGAGUGCCGCCUACGUGUUUCCUAAAUAAUACUCGUGUCUUACACUCAGGUUUUAAAGUAAGUCAUCAUUUGCAGGGAAGGCGCAUAUAAGUCCUAGCUGGUGAUCAGCGAACGAGGGAAAGAGAGAUCACGAGAAUCAGGAAUGUCUGAAAACACCGUGACUGUGGAAACCCCUGGAAAAAAGGAGUGCCACGACUGCAAGGGGAACUGUCAUCCAGGAGACCAGCGCAUUCGCCGGGAUGAAGUGUGGAAAACCAUAAAGGAAUGUCGGGAAGAAAGCUUCUGGUACAGAGCUCUUCCCUUGUCCCUGGCCAGCAUGGCUGUCACUGGAGGGCUCAUCUAUAAUGGUGUUUUAAAAUCUUCAAAGAGGUUUGGACCCUUCCCCAAGCUUGCAUUGGCUGGCAUUCUGGGGUUUGCAGCAGGAAAGGCUUCCUACGUCAGUACCUGCAGAGAGAAGUUCCACACACGUGGGCUUGAGUUUCCCCAGUAUCGCUUUGGCCCAGGUGUCAUGUGUGGCUUUUGGGAACACUGUCCAGCACACAAGAGACACUGCCACCAUGUUUGUGAAGAGUGCAAGAAAGUGGCCAAAACCCAGGCUUAAUGAACCCCCACCUGAGUCUCUGAAGUCAGUCCAUCAAUUUUCCAUCUUUCUCAAGAGUGAUGCAUACCAAAAAUACUAAUAAAUCUGAAUUUUCUUGCAUCGUU